Elgaria multicarinata webbii is the source of this 1675-nucleotide messenger RNA. RefSeq names its product kelch like family member 10 (gene KLHL10). Gene Ontology annotation, molecular function: protein binding. The coding region runs from base 71 to 1633 and encodes 520 amino acids. The transcript is spliced from 4 exons. Lineage: Eukaryota; Metazoa; Chordata; Lepidosauria; Squamata; Anguidae. The record is from RefSeq and is a predicted model, not a curated record.
AGCUUUGUUUACCAGUAGCUGGAACAACUCAGAGAAGAGAGUAUAUAAUAUUCCUGGCAUUACCCCCGAUAUGAUGAAACUCAUUAUCGAAUACGCCUACACAAGGACAGUGCCCAUCACGGUGGACAAUGUAGAGAGGCUUCUGGUGGCUGCCGACCAGUUUAACGUGAUGGGCAUCGUUAGGGCUUGUUCCGACUUCAUGAAAUGUCAACUGUGCCUGGAGAAUUGUAUUGGCAUCUGCAAGUUCACCGAGUACUACUACUGCCCCGAUCUGCGGCAAGCGGCCUACAUGUUCAUCCUGCACAGCUUUGAGGAGAUGGUUAAGGCGUCUACUGAAUUCCUAGAGCUCUCGGUCAAUGAGUUUAAAGACAUCAUUGAAAAGGACGAACUCAAUGUGAAACAGGAAGAUGCCGUCUUCGAGGCCAUCCUCAAAUGGAUCGUCCAUGAUCCCCCAACCAGAAAGCAGCACAUGGCUGCCCUGCUUCCUAAGGUCCGCCUGGCCUUGAUGCAUGCGGAAUAUUUUAUGAACAAUGUCAAAAUGCAUGACUACGUGAAGGAUAGUGAGGAGUGCAAGCCCAUUGUUAUUGACGCCCUGAAAGCCAUGUAUGAUCUUAACAUGAACGGCCCGUCGAGUUCUGACUUCACCAACCCACUGACAAGACCCCGUCUGCCGUACGCCAUUUUGUUUGCCAUUGGCGGCUGGAGUGGUGGGAGUCCAACCAAUGCCAUUGAAACAUACGAUGCCCGUGCCGACCGCUGGGUGAACGUUACAUGCCAGCAGGAGAGCCCCCGGGCAUACCACGGGGCUGCCUACCUUAAGGGCUACGUCUACAUCAUUGGGGGGUUUGACAGCGUGGACUACUUCAACAGUGUCAAGCGAUUUGAGCCCGUCAAAAAGACGUGGCACCAGGUUGCGCCCAUGCACUCAAGACGCUGUUAUGUGAGCGUCACCGUCCUUGACAACUUCAUCUAUGCUAUGGGUGGCUUCGAUGGCUACGUGCGUCUCAACACGGCUGAGAGGUAUGAGCCCGAGACCAACCAGUGGACCCUGAUAGCCCCCAUGCACGAACAGAGGAGUGAUGCAAGUGCUACAACCCUGUAUGGAAAGGUCUAUAUUUGUGGUGGAUUCAAUGGGAAUGAGUGCCUGUUCACGGCUGAAGUGUACGAUGCCAAGAUUGAUCAGUGGAGUUUGAUCGCACCCAUGAGAAGCAGGCGAAGUGGCAUUGGCGUGAUCGCGUACGGAGAACACGUCUACGCAGUGGGCGGAUUUGAUGGCGCCAACCGCCUUCGGAGCGCGGAAGCUUACAACCCCAUAGCCAACACCUGGCGAACGAUCCCGACCAUGUUCAAUCCUCGGAGCAACUUUGGCAUCGAAGUGGUGGACGACCUGCUCUUUGUGGUGGGCGGUUUCAACGGCUUCACGACAACGUUCAACGUCGAGUGUUACGACGAGAAGACAGAUGAGUGGUACGACGCCCAUGACAUGAGCAUCUACCGCAGCGCUCUGAGCUGCUGCGUGGUGCCGGGGCUGCCCAACGUUGGGGAGUACGCUGCCAGGCGGGAUAACUACGUGGGGUUAUCCCAGAGAGAUGAGGUCAAGUACUCCUCAUCCACAAGCACACUACCUGUGUGAAAAAGCUCCUUGACUAAUAAAGCCCUCUAAGCAAGAACUAUA